UCUUGUUAUUUACGUUUUUCUGACAGAUCGAUUUGAUCCGGUUUUGUGACAGCUUUGCAAGUAAAAUUCUUAUUAUUUUACAAAAAAUAAUUAAAAAUACUGUAAGUGAAUCAAUUACCUAUUAACAUAUAAAUGAUUUUGAAUAAAACUCUGCUUUUCUCAUCUUUACUGUUAGGUGUGCUGCGAAGAAACUCGAUCGUAGCUAGAGAAAUGUCUGGAGAGUGUGCGGCAAACAACACUUCGUAUGUACCGGGAACACAUUCUAUUGCGUAUAUAACGAUUGACACUGAAGAUAAGGCGAAACAGUUGGCACAUAACAUAGUCACUAAUAAGUUAGCAGCUUGCGUUAAUAUAAUACCAAAGAUAUUGUCAGUGUACGAGUGGGAGGGUAAAAUAAAUGAGGAUCCUGAGGUGCUUAUGAUGGUUAAAACGAGAACGUCACAAAUUGAUGCUUUAACUGCAUAUGUUAAGGCUAAUCAUCCAUAUACAGUUUGUGAAGUUAUAUCUAUUCCCAUUAGUAAUGGGAAUGACGCUUACCUGAAGUGGAUUUCUGAAACUGUCCCGCUACCCAAAUGCAAAUAAUCUGGUCACUAAUGUAUUUAAUUGAAUAUUAAAUAAGUCUACUGUA
Molecule: messenger RNA, 628 nt
Organism: Photinus pyralis (common eastern firefly)
Lineage: Eukaryota; Metazoa; Arthropoda; Insecta; Coleoptera; Lampyridae
Product: protein CutA homolog
Exons: 2
Coding region: 133-582 (149 amino acids)
Biological process (GO): response to metal ion
Molecular function (GO): copper ion binding
Source: RefSeq, a predicted model, not a curated record